AUGCCAGGUUCUCCGGCGAAGGUUCAUGAUGAGCCUCCAUAUGUAUCCCUCUGUAAAGAGAACCUUGCGAUCGCCCAUGAAGAUCCCUUGUUCAGUGCACCGCAUCUGGAAGACUUCCUUGAGUACCUGUCAGAAUCGUCAUCCCAAUGGCCUCGCGGACCUUAUACGGAAGACGCACCCUUCGCCUGGUCGUACUUGAUUCCGGAAACUGGCGCUCUUAAGCUCUCUCCGCAGUCCAGGUCAAAGGAUUUCGAUCCGGUUCGAAAGGUCCCAAAAGACUCCAGAGACCACGAAUUGCUCUUCAUCAACGGUCACCCUUCCCCUGGUUGGCUCAACGCCAUUGGAUACAAGUACGACGUCGACAUGCACUUUUUCCAGCAGCAUUUGAGUUCAAUCAGACCCUCUGUGCAUGCUGAUGUAUAUGCCGAACCUUCACUACCUUCUAGCUCUCGCCACAUCCUCAAGCUCAAGAUACCAACUGUCGGCUAUCUUGAGGGUAUAGGAAGUUUGCUCGAGGAUAUGCCCAGCGCCCGAUUGCUACUUGCCGAGAGCCUCAGACAGCAAGUUCUAAGCAAUGCUCAAAACCACCCUGUUGGGCGGCCUAUCAUCCGGAGUGUGUAUCUGCAUGACCUCGAGCGGUUCACUUUAUUGCAGGAGGUUUCCAUCUGCUUGCUUCUAAGGAAUGAUAUCUGGACAGAUCCCAGAAUUAUGGGGCUGGAUCCUUUCUACGCUAUUAGCGAAGUGUAUGCGUACGCUGCGGCUGCCGAGAGCCAAUUUCUGAACAUGAUGAGGACCAUUCUCGAUAGGCGCAUAAAGAGUAUUGCGGGAGAGGACCUACAAAAGAAAGCCUCGAUAUCAGACGCGCUCCCCGAACGUAUCAACCUACAACACGAUCGUGCCAUUCUCGACGCCCACUCUGAUCGUAUUAGCAAUACCGUUUCAUUCCUUAAAACAGCGGACGACCCGGUCUGGUUCCUCCCCUUCGAUGACCAUGCUCCAAACGAAGCCACAACAGCACGGGAUACACUCUUACGGCGAUUUGAGCCUUUGGAUUUGGGCCGCAGUCAGUGCUCCGGUCCUGUUGAUUUCGCUGCUAUAUCUGAAGCGGAAGGCGAGUACAGAGUCUGCAAAGAAGAGGUCUUCGAAGAAAUGGUAUAA
Molecule: messenger RNA, 1158 nt
Organism: Alternaria ethzedia
Lineage: Eukaryota; Fungi; Ascomycota; Dothideomycetes; Pleosporales; Pleosporaceae
Exons: 4
Coding region: 1-1158 (385 amino acids)
Source: RefSeq, a predicted model, not a curated record